AUGUUGGACCCUGAGGCCACAGUGGUGCUGAUCCGCAUCUCUGUCCCCCCAGUCUGGGGACAGGGGGCGGGGAGGCCAGGGCAGGGCCUUCGCCUGGUCAGUGCCCUGCGCCCUCACCUUGCGUCUCUGUUGUUUCUUCCAGUCUCUAUCUGCUGCUGCCUCUUCAUUCUCUUCCUCUUCCUUUCGGAGCUCACCGGAUUCAUAACCACAGAAGUCGUGAACGAGCUGUAUGUCGAUGACCCGGACAAGGACAGCGGGGGCAAAAUCGACGUCAGCCUGAACAUCAGUUUGCCCAACUUGCACUGUGAACUGGUCGGGCUCGACAUCCAGGAUGAGAUGGGCAGGCAUGAAGUGGGGCACAUCGACAACUCCAUGAAGAUCCCGCUGAACAACGGGGUGGGCUGCCGCUUCGAGGGCCAGUUCAGCAUCAACAAGGUCCCAGGCAACUUCCACGUGUCCACACACAGUGCCACGGCCCAGCCACAGAACCCGGACAUGACCCAUGUCAUCCACAAGCUCUCCUUUGGGGACACGCUGCAGGUCCAGAAUGUCCACGGAGCUUUCAAUGCUCUCGGGGGAGCGGACAGACUCGCCUCCAACCCCCUCGCCUCCCACGACUAUAUCUUGAAGAUCGUGCCCACGGUUUACGAAGACAAGAGCGGCAAGCAGCGGUACUCUUACCAGUACACGGUGGCCAACAAGGAGUACGUCGCCUACAGCCACACGGGCCGCAUCAUCCCAGCCAUCUGGUUCCGGUACGACCUCAGCCCCAUCACGGUCAAGUACACAGAGAGACGGCAGCCUUUGUACAGGUUCAUCACCACGAUCUGUGCCAUCAUCGGCGGGACCUUCACCGUCGCCGGCAUUCUGGACUCGUGCAUCUUCACAGCCUCAGAGGCCUGGAAGAAGAUCCAGCUGGGCAAGAUGCAUUGACAGCCUGCCGGCCCUGUGGCCGAGGACCCAGGGGGCCCGCCCGCCCUGCCUCCGGCGUGGUGCCCUGGCUCCUCCUGCCUGUCUGGUCCAGGGUCUGGCUGCCUCCCAACACGGGGGUCGGGGAGGAAGGGGCGGCUCGCAGUCCGCAGCUACCUCUGUUCCCCGUGUUUAGUUUGAGAUGAAUGACACCGCCUGAAGGGGUGCCCCUUCUGCUGGGGAGCCCCAAGACCAGCAUCGGGCAAGGGGUGCUCAGGGAUGUUGGGGACCACUCCUGGGAGGCCGAUAGUCCCUUCUCUCUUGUGGGACCAGUCCGGAAUCCACGUGGACCAGUUGUUAGCCAGGCUUUGACAAUCUAGCAGCCCCCGCCAUUUGGACACACUAAUCACUUGGUUCUCCCCCUGCCCCCGGCCCCGCCAACCCUGAGCAGCAGACCCACAGACCUGGGCUCUCAGCUCUGGACCAAGCUGCCUAAAUGUACCCCACCCCAAACCCUGGCGCCUUCAACAAAGGACGGUACUUCGGGCAAGCCCCCAGGAUAUGGCGCCGUAGGUGAAACCUCGCUCUGGUCCCUGCUUUCCUGCCCAACCCAGAGCCCAGGCCUCAAGUCCCUGGCCUCCGCGCCUUGCAGGCCUUUUUCUCUCGAGAAGAAGCCCAGUUGUUGGUCCCCAGGCAGGUGGCAGGGGCCCUUUCCUCAGUUCACAUCGUUCCUCUGAACCGCCCCCCCCCACCCCGCCAAUGUGCCUCAGCCCCUGCGCUGUGUGACAGCAGCAGCACCUCCUGGUGGGGACUGAUUGUGGCUGGGGAGUCAGCCUUUGAGAACCAGACAGGGUUUGUGUUCAGACGCGGAGCAGCUUUCCCCGCAACCCGGAAAUAAUCAUGUCUCGGCCUCUCCCAGCAGCGGCCACUAGUCCCAGGCCGUAGGUGGGGGAAGCGAAGCAGCCCCGGCCUUCCCCAUCUGGACGUCCACCUUCUGGGCCCCCCUUUGCUCCCCCCUGCUCCCCCUCGUCCUUCCCCUUCAGUCCUGAGAGGGAGGGGCAGCGGUCCAGGCGCACUGGGGCCCAGGGAAUUUUCGGUAUGCCCGGGUGUCCAGGGGGAGAGAGUGGCUGCCUGUUUUCCAUUUAUAUCAAGAUUGUUUGCAUACUUUUGUAAUUGAGGGGAGUGUCCCGGACGAGUUUUAACUUAUCUGUACAGAUGGCUUAAGUCUCCGCCAUUUUUAAGUUUUGGCCCGGGAUUCUGAGAGGAAGCGCUUCCCUGCUUGCCUGCAAGUUGACUGAUGUGUGUGUAGCUGCAUUUGGUUAUUCCUGGCAUCUGUGGCCAGUUAGAUGGGUUUUGAAAAAAAUUUUCACAUUCUGUUCCCCUGUUAUGGAAAGGAGCCCCUUCAGAGGGUGGGCAGGGCAGGGCGGGGAAGUGUGCGGGGCACAGAGGAGUUGAAAAUCCACUUUAUGUGUUUCUAAAAAACAGACCCUUGAGGGCAUAGAGGAUGUCAGUUUCCUAUGGAAGAGACAUCCCCGACCCAACAUUCUCAUAAACAAAAUCUCAAGGGAAAAAAAUGUUUUCGUUCUUUCCCCACUCAUUGGGUUCAAACAGAUUAAACGGCUGAUUUUCAGAA
Messenger RNA from Pteronotus mesoamericanus, 2542 nucleotides. Its product is annotated as endoplasmic reticulum-Golgi intermediate compartment protein 1-like. NCBI's taxonomy places the organism in Eukaryota, Metazoa, Chordata, Mammalia, Chiroptera, Mormoopidae. The transcript is spliced from 9 exons. Bases 1 to 933 code for a protein of 310 amino acids. The record is from RefSeq and is a predicted model, not a curated record.